Morchella sextelata is the source of this 1149-nucleotide messenger RNA. RefSeq lists its product as uncharacterized. NCBI's taxonomy places the organism in Eukaryota, Fungi, Ascomycota, Pezizomycetes, Pezizales, Morchellaceae. Bases 1 to 1149 code for a protein of 382 amino acids. The transcript is spliced from 2 exons. The record is from RefSeq and is a predicted model, not a curated record.
AUGCUUGAAACCCCAAGUCCGCGGGGUAAACAGCACCCCUCCUCCUCCUCCUCCUCCUCGAGCUCAUAUAUAGCCACCUCCCCUCCCCCUCCCCCUCUCCCCCCUCUCCCUCCCUACAAACUCCGCCCACCACCCUCGCCGCCCACCUCCUCUCCGACCACCGCCUCACAACCCAACACCUCCCCCCCUCCCCCCUCGCUCUACACAUCCCACACCACCUCAUCGACCCCAUCGCAACCGCCCUCUGGAACCCCACCACCGCUCCCCGCACUCCGCAUCCGCUACAACGGCAUCAUCACCUCCAUCACAGACGCAAUCACAACCCCACACCCCCCACCACCCGUGCCAUCCAGCAUCCUCCCAACGGACGCCGACUUCGAGGCCGCCCUCCGCGUGCUCGAGUUCGCCACCCGCGUCCCCGCCACCCUCGCCACCGCCGACACGCCACUACGGCGAUGUCACCGUGUCGCUCCGCAGCCUAUGGGGCGUCGGCGCCGACGGCCGCGCUCCACCCCCGGCGCCGGGAAGAAGACGCGGGUGCAGCAGAACAGGUGCUACAUGUGCCGCUACGCCAACCCCACGCCGCACCCGCUCUACCAGCCCCCCUGCACGUCCUGCGGGUCAUUCAACAUCGCGGCGAGCGCCCUGAGCGCGCCCGGGGUGCUGGCGAUGGCGGGGCGCACGGCGCUGGUGACGGGCGGGCGGGUGGGUGGGGCUGGGGUUCGAGGUUGCGCUGCGGCUGCGGCUGCGGCUGCGGCUGCGGCUGCUGAGGUGUGGGGCGGCGGUGGUGGGAGGGGGCUGGAGGACUGCUGGCCGAAGGUGCGGGGCGGGGCGGGGCGGGGCGGGGCGGGGAGCGGGAGAAUCGAGACGCUGCCGGAGGAGAAGGAUGAGGGGGGGGCGCACUGGCGACGCAGCACCACUCCUCCUGGACGCAGAAGCUCGCCGACAUUCCCGUACCAGGACAUCGGCGGCGUGCUCGCCAUCAACUCGUUCGUGCCGCCGCUGCUGCUCAUCCGCGAGCUGCUCCCGCUCAUGGGCCGCGCGCGUGGAUCCGGGCUUUAUGAGUGCCGCCGAUGGAGGGGAGUGUCCGAUUGGGUGGGCGGAUGGCGCGGCGAGGGUGCUGUGGUGCGGUGUGGGGGAGGUUCUUGA